Entrophospora sp. SA101 is the source of this 132-nucleotide messenger RNA. Lineage: Eukaryota; Fungi; Glomeromycota; Glomeromycetes; Entrophosporales; Entrophosporaceae. The record is from the annotation of a GenBank genome assembly.
AUGAUUGUGGAAUGGAAUCAAGUAGAAAUCAGCAAUAAACCUAACAAUGAUUCAAUCAAACUUUUUACUGUUGAAGUUAAGGAUAUUGUCACAACUGAAGGUAGUUAUUAUUUGGUUCAUAUGAAAUUAUGA